UCAAAAGAUGGACGGUCAUGAAACAACAAUUUACGAGCGCGUACCGUGUGAUGCACCGCGCGGCCUUACGUGAUGGCCGUCCAUCUCCCGGGAUGCACAGCGCUCCGGGUGCGCGGGCUUUUUGGACUCGCAACCUGCCAACUUCUUCGGAGAAUGGAGAUGGAGUCCAGGCUCUUCGUUUCUCCGUUACAGACGCCGGGAGGGCCGGUGGAGGACGGCAAGGCGUUGGCGCUGGCGGCCGCGGCCUUCUCGUCCUCCUCCUCCUCCUCCUCCUUGUCCGUGUCGGUGGCGGAGGACGCGAAUGUCGAGCGGCCGCUCAUCCGCCGGGUGCCUUCCGCCGCUAGCAGCAGCGGGAGCAGGAGGCGGAGAGCCUCAAUUGAUCUCUCCAGCGCCUCGCGCCGCCCCUCCUUCCGCCAGGAGGUCGAACGUGCCGCCGCCGAGACCUACCUCGUCACCCGCCUCGCCUUCACCCUACUCCGAUACCUAGGGGUAGGCUACCGAUGGAUCACCAAGUUUAUUGCCCUUGGUUGUUACGCAUUACUGCUUAUGCCAGGUUUUCUCCAGGUUGGGUAUUAUUAUUUCUUCUCAAGUCAGGUUCGCAGAAGUGUAGUUUAUGGAGAACAGCCAAGAAACAGGCUGGAUCUGUAUUUACCUGUAAAUACCGAUGGUCUGAAACCAGCUGUAGCAUUUGUAACCGGUGGAGCUUGGAUCAUUGGUUAUAAAGCAUGGGGUGCUCUUUUGGGGCGGCGAUUGGCAGAAAGGGGUGUCAUAGUGGCAUGCAUAGAUUACAGAAAUUUUCCUCAAGGGACCAUCGGUGAUAUGGUAAAAGAUGCUUCUCAAGGAAUUUCAUUUGUGUGCAACAAUAUUGCGAGUUAUGGAGGUGACCCCAACCGGAGUUUACUCUUUAGAUAUUUCCUGUCUUUUCAUUCUGUUUUGUAUAGGAUCUACCUAAUUGGACAAUCAGCGGGUGCACAUAUUGCUGCGUGUGCCCUCUUGGAUCAGGCAAUAGGAGAAUCUGGAGAAGGAGAGAGCAUUUCAUGGAGCGUCUCUCAAAUAAAAGCAUACUUUGGCAUAUCUGGCGGGUACAAUAUGCUUAACUUGGUUGAUCACUUCCACAGACGUGGGCUCUACCGCUCCAUUUUCCUCAGCAUAAUGGAGGGAGAGCAAUCAUUGCAACGUUUUUCUCCUGAAGCUAUGGUGCAGGGCUCAAGGGUUAGGCAUGCAGUUUCUUUACUGCCUCGAGUUAUUCUUUUCCAUGGAACAAGUGAUUAUUCAAUACCAUCAGAUGCCAGUAAAACUUUCGCCGAUGCCCUCCAGAAUGCUGGUGCUCAAGCUGAGUUAGUCUUGUAUGAAGGGAAAACUCAUACAGAUUUAUUUCUUCAGGAUCCUUUUAGAGGUGGUAAAGAUGAACUUCUUGAAGAUAUAAUUGCAGUUGUCCAUGCUGAUGAUGCAGCUGCACUUGCCAAUGAUGGUGCAGCACCUGCAGCACGACGCCUUGUUCCCGAGUGCAUGUUACAGUUGGCUAGUAAAAUAAGUCCCUUCUGAACACUUUAGCACCAUUCUCAAGCUUUUCAAAGGCACGAAAAGAAGGUUGUUGUCAUGAUAAAAUUGAGACAGUGCAAGAGCCCAAUCACAAAAAUGAAUCAACGUUCAACAUUAUACUUAACACUUUGAUUUAUAAUGAGAAGUGGUGCAUGAACUCGUAGGUAAGAGAUUGACCGCAUUUUGGAGAGUCAGGUGUCUCAACUUACAUAUAGGUAAUAAGGUUACAAUUCUUUGCUUACCAUUCUGUGCCAGCAUCAAUGGAAACUUAGUAUGUCAAAUCUAGCCACUGCAGGUCAGUGUGAAAUACCUUGUGUAGAUAACUUUGUUAUGGCAUCUGAGUUGGUUAGGUAAAUUUCUAUCUAAUUCAUAGGUGCCAUUUUAGUGCUUGUAAUCCUUUUUUUGCUCAAAUCUGCCUCUUUAGCUUGAAUUAAAGCAUCUAAGAUUUGACUUAUGUCAUCAUUUAUGUGUAUGUAUCUAGUAGUGUGACAAACCUUUGUUGGCCAUUCGAAGAGUUAAACCACUUCUAGCUUAUAAAUACAGUUGUAGUGUUCCUGGUGAAGCAAUGAAAGGAUUGCUUCAUAGAUGUAUGUUUUCUUGUGAUCUGUACAGUGGGACUUGGGAUGCUUUAGAAUUUCUCUAUUGGAUUCUGAAAAUGAUCCAUUUUUAUGAUGAUGUGCAAUGUAUGACGUAUAGGCCAUGGCCAAAAACACAUUUAGUCAUGUUACACUCUCCAGCUGUCCACUUUCAAAAAUAAUAAUUAUUAUUAUUAUCAUUAUAUAUAUAAAAAAGAAACUCUCUACUUGUCUUUUUUUUAGUGACUUGGUGAUCUAAUGGCAUGUUUGUUGUUUUUAAAAGAGGGGGGAAAAAUAAACUCAAACACUCCAUCCAUCUGGACCCCUUCUGGUCCAGCCCUUUGGUUGGAUGGCAAGGAGGGAAGAACUAUCAUCGAGAUAUACUAGAUGGGUUUUCUUUUGCCAUACGCUGGUGCGAGUUCAUCGUUAUUACAAUCAUAGUGCAGCUUAAUUUCAAAAGGACCAGUCUAACAUCCACCAUGCACCAAACCCGUAUUAUAAACUUUAGGAUACAAACUGGAUAUUGAUAUAUUUAUUUGAGAAAAAGAAAAGAUACUGAUCUUGACAUAAUUUGAUGCUAGAUGCUCUGCUGCUUUUCAUUGUCCACACUAACCUUCUGCUGGGUUGUGUCAUCUUCAGCCUAUUUGGAAGCAUAUUGACAGAGUUUAUAAAUAAAUAAAUUAUUUUAAUUUGUUAGUUUUUUGCAUGAAUACCUGAUGCUUAGAAAUGUAUAAAAUUAAUGAGAGGUAUUCAAGCAAAAGUGCUUACAUGUAUUAAAACUGUCAUGAUAUUAUGCAAUCUCUUUUUUUCCCAGAAUUAUAUGGUACAGUUUUAGCGAUGAUAGAUACUCUUAUCAUUUUCAUGAUUUAAGUAGUCCUAUUAUUAGUCAUGUGUAUUUUAAAGAUGAUGUUGAUACUUUGUUUUAUAUUUUUUGCACUCUCUCAUAGUUAUAUAAUAUGUAGAUCAUCUUUUUAAAUCUUUAUCUGUUUUAUAGAAAUCCUACACCACUGCUUAUUAUGGUUUUGAAACAUUAGGUAGUAACAGGACAGACAAAAAUAUGUAAGGUUGUGAAAUGGCCAUUGGACACUUUGUACCCCUAGGCAGGUCUUGCAAGGGAAAUAUUUCUUGGUUGAUUUUGGAAGGCUACUAUAUUUAUCCUAGGAUUCCUAAUGAGUAACUAGCUGUCAGGCUUCUGCCAUGGCCCAUUCAAGAGCACAAAGAGGAUAUGUGCUCUCUCCUUAGGUUCCCAGAGGUUUCAGCUCAGCCUUUUCAAUGGCCGACCUCAGGGCCUGAGAAUUGCUGAUGUCAUUGCUGGCUUUAGCAGGCUUUUUCUUGGCUUGCCCUUCUGGCAUCUGAGAGUCAACUGACCUCUCAGCCUACAUGACAAAAGAUCUCCUCAUCACUCCUGUCUCCCAACUCAAGCAUCAUACGGAGUCUGAAAUAAAGAGUAGUAGUGUUUGCUUAGUAGCAGGGAUUGCCCGAGUUAUGGUACUUGUACCAAAGUCACGUGCUGCAUGGAAUCAGAUCAAAAGAGUAAAAAUUAUUUGUUUUUGUUACUGUAUCAUGUGGGAAUGGAAUGUGACAUGUAUUAGUGGGAACUUUAAGAUGGAAUGACAUACAAGACUUGAUAUAUGUAACUGGAGUACUGCAAACAACUCCUGAUUUAGUUUGGGAAGGCACCAGCCUCCCAAGUUGAUGGCCAUGUUUGAUUGUCCUUCAAGGUUCCAUGAAGUUUUUGAAUAUCUUAUUGAUUUU
Molecule: messenger RNA, 3872 nt
Organism: Elaeis guineensis (African oil palm)
Lineage: Eukaryota; Viridiplantae; Streptophyta; Magnoliopsida; Arecales; Arecaceae
Product: probable isoprenylcysteine alpha-carbonyl methylesterase ICMEL1
Biological process (GO): proteolysis
Molecular function (GO): serine-type peptidase activity
Source: RefSeq, a predicted model, not a curated record